Messenger RNA from Ogataea philodendri, 294 nucleotides. RefSeq lists its product as uncharacterized. The coding region runs from base 1 to 294 and encodes 97 amino acids. The transcript has a single exon. NCBI's taxonomy places the organism in Eukaryota, Fungi, Ascomycota, Pichiomycetes, Pichiales, Pichiaceae. The record is from RefSeq and is a predicted model, not a curated record.
AUGUCGUCUCUGGAAGGGAUUGGUGGGCCAGCGGUCCCGGUGAGAGGACCAAAUGGCGCCAGUCCUGGCGGGAAAGCCACAGGAACCGGACCUGGUUGUGCUUGCUGCGCUGGUUGCGCUGGCUGUGCGGGCUGGGUUGGCUGUGUUGGCCGUUGUAGCAAAGAAAGUAGCUUGGUGUCAUCUUUGGUCUGGGCAACUUGGCCCGGUCCAAAGAAGCUUGAGAAUCUCGAGGAUCCAGACGAACCGGCCAUGGCCAUGGCCUCUUCGCUCAGUGCCGGCUGGACGGCUGCCUGA